GGUCAAAAACGGUCUCCGUGCCCGUUUCGAGGGGCUGCGGUAGUAAUGGAGGGGGUCACAGUGGGCCAGGUAUUUGAUGCGGAAUGCAUCCUCAGUAAACGGGCGAGAAAGGGCAAGUUUGAAUAUUUGGUGAAGUGGAGAGGGUGGUCGUCCAAGCACAACAGCUGGGAGCCGGAAGAAAACAUCCUGGACCCGAGGUUACUGGCAGCGUUUCACAAAAGAGAACAAGAGAGGGAGCUUCUGUUCCAAAAGAAAGGGAAGAGGCCAAGAGGACGUCCACGAAAGAUUCAGCCGGCACCAACCACUACAAAAGACAGCCGCUCCUCGUCCUCCUCUUCCUCUGGCCUUUCAUCAUCGGCCUCCUCUUCCUCAGAGGAUGAAGAUCACACCAAGAAGCCAAAGCCCGGGCCUCGGGUCCACCCUGUCCCCCAGAAGAGGCCGCAGAUCUUGCUGGCCAAACCUGACCCUCCUCACAAGAAGAAGCAUGGGAGGAAGCCGCUCCACCCUGACCUGAGGGCUUUGAGACAGGUGAAGAGCAGACCUUCUCCUCCUCCUCGCCACCACCAGGCACUCAGACCACCCAGAGACGAGCCUCGACCCGGCGUGAAGAAGCCGCUGCAGCCUGCCAGCUUCACCUACACUGGUCUGAGCAGGACCUCUAGAGACGAGGCUGCCUCCUCCCAGACCUCCACCAGUUCCUUCUCCCAGACAGCUUCCUCGAAACCUGGAUCGCUCAGCUGCAUUUGGACCAACCGUUCUCUGUCCACCUCAUCUCCGUCCUCGGGCUCCUCCUUCUCCCACAGUAAAGCCAAUCCUUCACCGCAGAGUAAAAACUCUGUGUCUGAGCUGAAGCGCUCCAUCUCAGAGUCGGGCAGCAGCAGAGGAAACGGGUUCAAAGUGUCUCCGCCAAAACCAGGUGGAGGCUCAGGGUCUCUGUCUUUACACAGCAGCUUCAGGGGAGGACAGAUGGCAGUCCAGCGCUCCCCUCUGGGCCAGAGGAGGCAGGAUGGUGUUGGAGGUCAGACCGGGUUGGUUCAGCACAAGCAGCAGAACUCUGGCCUUUCUAAAUCAUUGUCAUCCUCCUCGCCCACACCCCGCGACCGAGCCAGCCAGGCACUCAGCCUCCGAGCUCUCAACCUGCAGAGCGUCAGCAAGCCGCUGGCCAGCAGCAGCCUUCUAGGAAACAACCCCAGCAGCUCUGUGGCUGCAGCAUCACGGUCAAGCUUACGGAACAGCAGCAGCAUUGUAGUGAAAGGAGGAAUGGCUAGCAUCAAAGAGACUCGAACAGCUCCUGGAGGACAGCGCUCUGGUCUGGCAACAGGUGGCACCACAGAGCAGGGGAGGUCACGAGAAGACAGGGGGAAGGAGAUGUUGGCAGGAGGCAGCUCCGGCCGAGGGAACGGCAACGGGAGGCAGGAUGAGAGGAAACACGGCCUCAGCUGUCAGAACCGAAGCCUGAACGAGCUCAGCACCGGAGACUCUGACGAGACCAGCAGCAGCGAGUCAGAACACGACGCCGCCCUGUAUCCCAACAACAGCAGGCCCAGCUUCGGCAACAACGCCACAGAGUCGGACACAGAAACAGACUGGCGGCCGACCCGGAACCUUCUGGAGCAUGUGUUUGUCACCGACGUCACAGCCAACUUCAUCACAGUGACGGUGAAGGAGUCGCCAACUAGCGUGGGGUUUUUUAAUUCACGAAAUCACUGAAGGAUGUCUGUAAGGAAGCCUGAGUCUGCAGAGCUGAGCUGGACCAGACUGGGUCACUACACUCUUUUCCUCAGCAGCUCUCAGGCUGCUCCCGAAGGUUUCUCUACAAACUGCUCAGUCAUUCCACCUUUUUAUAUGUGUGCACAAAGUCUGGGACCAACAUUGUGCUGUUCAAGCAGGACGAUACAGUUCCUGUGGUUUCAGCUGUGGUCAAGGUCGGUAACACGCUUCCGUUGGUUUGUUGAAACAACAUGGGAACCCUGAUGUUCAUUUUACACCUGAUAUUAAAAUGCAGUCUGUGACCUGAAGAGGAGAAACAAGUCAACCACAACAUGUAAAACACUACUGCACGGGCAUGGGCAUUUCAGCUAAAAUACAGUUUGAUAUUUGCUGGGAGCUUUUACAAUUAUUCAAAGCGCCAAACCACUGUAGUAAAAUGAUAUACUGACCUCGUUAUCACGUUACUGUAUUUCCAGUCACCGGUAAAAGCAAGGGAGAGCAGUGGCUCUUUGUUUUUAAAGACAAAACCAGAGUUUAAUGACUGUUCAAAUAUUCAAAAAUCAUUGCCCGUCCAGUAGUAUUAACAGUGCAUUUUAUAAUGGACCCUCUGACAGCAGCCAUGUUGAUGGAACUGCAGACAGGCCUGCCAGAAGUCUAGAUCAUGGAUUGCUCAGGGGAUUAACGAGACUGAGUCACAUAACUGAUGUGGCAGAA
Messenger RNA from Monopterus albus (swamp eel), 2424 nucleotides. RefSeq names its product chromobox protein homolog 2-like. The transcript is spliced from 5 exons. Gene Ontology annotation, biological process: negative regulation of transcription by RNA polymerase II. Gene Ontology annotation, cellular component: PRC1 complex; heterochromatin. NCBI's taxonomy places the organism in Eukaryota, Metazoa, Chordata, Actinopteri, Synbranchiformes, Synbranchidae. The coding region runs from base 46 to 1710 and encodes 554 amino acids. The record is from RefSeq and is a predicted model, not a curated record.